CUUGUUGUGAGUGGGAUGUGGGUGACCUUGGCCACUGCCCUGGCUCCUGAUUAAGGUCUGGCUUUCUGCCUUGCUCCAAGCACGCGUCCUGGGGAUGGCUGUUUUUAGGAUCUGAGCUCAGCGGGGCUGUGUAGUAGCCCCCUUCCCUGUGGUUUGUUGGGGGACCUGGCCCCCAACAAGCCAGUGUGGAGCCUUUGGGGGGCUGGGGUCCUCCAUGGCCAAGGGGCUGCUCUUGCUCCUUCAGACCCCCGAGGACCCCAGCUGUGGGUUUUAACAAAACUCAAAUCCCUUCUUCUGCCUUAAAAAAAAAAAAAAAAAAAAAAGGAAAAGGCAGCUUGUGCUGACUUCCCACUUUCCUUUCCCCAUGUCCCUGUCGAGCAGGAUCCCCGUGGUACCUGCAGGUGCCCGCCCCCACGCGUGCUGCAGCUUGGCGGCUGCAGGUCCCUUCUUUGGGGUGCUCUGGGGCUGGUAUUGGGGUCCUCCCCGUCACCGGUGCCCAGGGGCUGCGGCUGGCCCGGAGCGGGGCUGACCCCGGUCGCGGAGCCUGCGGGAGGUUACGGCGGCGCGAAGUCCCGCGGCCGCCCCGGCUCCCCCCGGCGGCCCCGGGCGGCGGCGGCGGCGGCGGCGGGCGAUGAUCGCCGUCUCCAUCCCGGCGGCGGAGCCCCCGGCGGCGGCGCGCAGCCCCAACAGGGCGCACACGGUGUUCAGGGUGGAGGUGAUGUGCAAUGGCCGGCGGCACACGGUGGCGAAGCGCUACAGCGAGUUCCAGGCACUGCAUAAGCAGAUCAAGAAGACAUGCAAGGUCCCCGACUUCCCCCCACGCCAUGUCCCCAACUGGAUGCCCAAAGUGCUGGAGCAGCGCCGGCAGGGCCUGGAGCUUUACAUCCAGGCAUGGCAGGGUGUCCUGUACGACAACGAGGAGCUGCCCCAGGACGUGCUGGACUUCCUGAACGUGCGGCGUUGCCAGCAGGACCCCAAGACCAGCAGCCCCCUCAGCGCCGUCUGCCUGCCCUCCCAGCGGCCUGUGGUCAGCUUCUGCACCGACCCGUAUGUGCAGCCACCAGCCACCAACCUGCUCCCUGACACUGUCAUCAGAGGGGUGCUGCAGGGCUUCUACAUCCCCGCAAGCUGCACCCUCUGCCAGGCAGCACCCUGAGCCCCUGGCCUGCCGGGCUCCUGAGCACCCACCCAGCGCCCAGGGGCUGGGCAGCGGGAAGGAUCGAUGUGGUAAAAGUAACUCCUCCCUGCUGAGAAAAGUCGGUGGGAGAAGCCAAGGCGUAAGUUGGGAGCCACAGAUGCUCUCCAGCCCAGCGCCACUCGUCCACUACCAUUCAAAACACCUUCACUGGGAGAGCAGGAGCUCUGCUGUCUGCCCUGAUGUUUCAGGGUCGUGGUAGGAACCUUUGGCCCCUGAACUGCGCUGGAAAACCCCUCAGCAUCCAGCCUUUGGUACAAUAAAUCACUUGUUU
This is a messenger RNA of Phalacrocorax carbo (great cormorant), 1469 nucleotides long. NCBI's taxonomy places the organism in Eukaryota, Metazoa, Chordata, Aves, Suliformes, Phalacrocoracidae. The record is from RefSeq and is a predicted model, not a curated record.